Messenger RNA from Vitis riparia (riverbank grape), 1048 nucleotides. RefSeq names its product actin-depolymerizing factor 2-like. Gene Ontology annotation, biological process: actin filament depolymerization. The transcript has 4 exons. Bases 212 to 631 code for a protein of 139 amino acids. The record is from RefSeq and is a predicted model, not a curated record. Gene Ontology annotation, cellular component: cytoplasm; actin cytoskeleton. NCBI's taxonomy places the organism in Eukaryota, Viridiplantae, Streptophyta, Magnoliopsida, Vitales, Vitaceae. Gene Ontology annotation, molecular function: actin filament binding.
ACGACCUUCACCGCCAUUACCUGAAAAGGCCUCAUUUUCAAGGUCGGAAGCCUAAUCUCCAUUCACUUUCUUUGCCGAGCCCUAGAUUUUCUCGGCCUUUGUCGCUGUUUCCUUCUCUUUCGCUUCGGAAAAAUGUAGGGGUGUUGAUUCUUUACCGCACUUCCUCUUUUUAGCACCCUUCUUUCACUUUCUCAGUCUUCUUUUGGCAAGAAUGGCGAACGCUGCAUCGGGGAUGGCUGUGCAUGAUGAUUGCAAGUUAAAAUUUUUGGAGCUGAAGGCAAAAAGAACCUACCGCUCUAUAGUUUUCAAGAUUGAGGAGAAGCAAAAGCAGGUUAUUGUGGAAAAGGUUGGUGAGCCCACUCAAAGUUACGAGGAUUUUGCUGCCAGCCUUCCUGCGGAUGAAUGCAGAUAUGCUGUCUAUGACUUUGACUUUGUGACUGAAGAGAAUUGCCAAAAAAGCAGGAUUUUCUUCAUUGCAUGGUCUCCUGACACGUCGAGGGUGAGAAGCAAGAUGAUUUAUGCAAGCUCAAAGGACAGGUUCAAGAGAGAGCUAGAUGGUAUUCAGGUAGAGUUGCAAGCAACUGAUCCUACUGAGAUUGGUCUUGAUGUUAUUAGAAGCCGUGCUUGCUGAAUUAAAUGCCCGGUGGUGCGAUGGGAAGUCCUCCAUACUGUCUGCUUUACUUAUGUGAAAUGUUAAUAGGUUGUGGGACACAGAACUUGCUUAGAUAUGAUAUUGGCUUGUUGUUCAGUUUCAUAUUCGAAGCCUUGUCUUCAUUCCAACCAACUCCAGUGAUCUUGGGUAUACUUUGUAUUUUGUUAUUUGUGGAACUCUGUGCAAGUAUCUCCAUUUGGCUUGAUAUCUACAAACUAAUAUGUGAUGGUCUUGGGGGUUUAGACAUCACCUUCCAGUAUGUUUGCAUGUUUAAAAUGGAUGUUGCCCCUUUUUGCCUUUAUUUGUAUUGAAAAAGGGGAAGCCUUUGGCUCCUUAAGGCUUAGUUGGUUUAUUGGUCCUUCUUUUGGAUGAAUUAAAAUAUUUGUUACAAGUUAA